Rotaria sp. Silwood2 is the source of this 834-nucleotide messenger RNA. The record is from the annotation of a GenBank genome assembly. NCBI's taxonomy places the organism in Eukaryota, Metazoa, Rotifera, Eurotatoria, Philodinida, Philodinidae.
AUGGAACAGAUUGUAAAGAUAAGUACAGAUGAACCUGUCUACUUAGUACAAAAAGUUGAUCAUAUUGACGAGUCCACUUCACAAACGGCAUUAGUAACAGAUGAACAUGAUUUCUGGUCGUCAUUAUCUUAUUCCAACAACAAGCGACGACAGACGAAUAUUUCAAUAUUGCACGAUGCGAGUUUCUUUUGUAAAAAAAAGAUAUCUCGUUUAUAUUUUAACACUCAGUGUUUGCCUAACCAAUCACUUCUGAAAUUAGGUGGUAGGAAAGUGUUGUGUCAAUUUGUUCCAUCUUUGAGGAGAGCACAUGGACCAGGCGCUAUUUUUCCAUUGACUAGUGCUCAACGGCAUCUCUUCUCUGUUGACUAUCAUCAUGAAGGAGGUGCACGUCAUUGGUAUAUUAUUCCUUCUUGUGAAAAAAUAACUCUGCAAACAAUAAUACAUAAGCAAAACUCAUCAAUUUGUCCUGAUCAUGGACAAAUAUUAAUUGAUCCAUCAGUAUUAGACAAAUAUCAUGUUCGUUACCAUCGCAUUAUUCAACAUCCAAACGAAUUUGUAAUACUAUCGGCUGGCACUCUUACACAAAGUUUCACAGAAGAUGCAGGUUGGAGUGAAUCAAUCGAAUUUGCUUUACCUAGUUGGAUUAAAGACGGUCAUGCAAAUGUUUCUGUUUCACCGUGUCAAUGCGGUAUUCCAGUAGAUUCUUUAUCGACAACAACUGAUGUUACUUUAUUUACACAUAAGCUUAUACAAAGAUACAUUACUUCGCAUCUCAAUGUCAUUACUAAUGACAAUAAAUCAGUACCUUUGAACGGUUCACAAUUAUAUCCAUAA